UUCAUGAACAAUUCAGCAGCAAGCACCGUGACGGAGUUUAUCCUCCUUGGCUUCCCUGGUUGUCAAGAGUUACAGUAUUUCCUCUUUUCACUGUUCUUUGGAAUCUAUAUAUUUAGCAUGGUGGGAAAUGGGACCAUUGUUUGCGCUGUGAGGUGGGACGAAAGGCUCCAUACUCCAAUGUAUAUUCUCCGGGAAAUCUGGUACAUUACCUCCACUGUGCCCAGUAUGCUAAUCAAUUUCCUCUCAGAAACAAAAACCAUCUCUUUUGUUGGCUGUUUCCUCCAGUUAUGUUUUUUUACUUCCCUUGGUACAACUGAGGCAUAUUUGCUCUGUAUCAUGGCAUACGAUCAGUAUCUUGCUAUCUGCUGCCCACUGCACUACCCAACCGUCAUGACCCAACAACUCUGCUCUGUUUUGUUGUCUCUUUGCUGGGUAUUUGGGUUCGUUAGUUAUUCUGUCCCCACCGUGCAGCUCUCUCAGUUGCCUUUCUGUGGGCCCAAUACCAUCGAUCACUUUGUGUGUGACAUGGACCCACUGAUGGCUCUGUCCUGUGUCCCAGCUCCUGUCACUGAGAUUGUCUUCCAUGUCCCGAGCUCCCUCAUUAUCAUGCUAACCCUUCUGUGCAUCCUCGGCUCCUAUACCCUUUUAUUGAUUACUGUGUUUAAAGUCCCUUCAGCAGCAGGCCGACAGAAGGCCUUUUCUACUUGCAGAUCACAUCUGACAGUGGUGUGCUUAUUCUUUGCGGCUCUUUUGGCAAUGUAUGUGAGCCCUACAGCUGAUAACCCAGCUGAAAUUCAGAAGAUUAUAACUUUUUUCUAUUCCCUGGUGACUUCCUUCUUAAACCCCCUGAUUUACAGCUUAAGAAACAAGGGGAUGAAGGCUGCACUGAAGAAAGUCCUGAAAAUAGAAUGA
Messenger RNA from Budorcas taxicolor (takin), 912 nucleotides. Its product is annotated as olfactory receptor 11H7-like. Gene Ontology annotation, cellular component: membrane. Gene Ontology annotation, molecular function: G protein-coupled receptor activity; olfactory receptor activity. The record is from RefSeq and is a predicted model, not a curated record. Gene Ontology annotation, biological process: G protein-coupled receptor signaling pathway. NCBI's taxonomy places the organism in Eukaryota, Metazoa, Chordata, Mammalia, Artiodactyla, Bovidae.